Messenger RNA from Thalassophryne amazonica, 1366 nucleotides. RefSeq names its product zinc finger protein 385D-like. The record is from RefSeq and is a predicted model, not a curated record. Gene Ontology annotation, cellular component: nucleus. Bases 180 to 1361 code for a protein of 393 amino acids. The transcript is spliced from 8 exons. Gene Ontology annotation, molecular function: zinc ion binding; nucleic acid binding. NCBI's taxonomy places the organism in Eukaryota, Metazoa, Chordata, Actinopteri, Batrachoidiformes, Batrachoididae.
GGGAGGAGGAGGAGGCGGCGGGAAGCCCAGGAGGAGGGAAUCCAGAGAGGAAGGAGCAGCAUUGGUGCAGCAGGAGAGAGAAGAACGCAAGCGAGGAGGAGAGGACACACGUUCAUCUCUGCCUGGAGAUGAAAGACACUUUUAUGUUACGCUGAAAGGGAUUUUCAGUUGGUGUCGUCAUGUAUUUUGGUAACAUGUGUCACAGUGUCCUGCCUCCACUGGCCCGUCCCGCACUGGGCCGGACCCAGGCCUCGCCGGAUCUGAAGCCCCUCCUCCCCUUUCACCUGUUGCUGGGAUUCAGUGACGUGGGCCACGUACAUAAAGCUCUAAUGAGGCCAAGCUUUGGACUAACCUCACCGCUGAAAAGAAAGUCAAAUUCCUGUGGAGUCUGUCGACAGAGGUUCAACUCUGAGGCACAAGCUUCUUCUCGAUUUAGCAGCAGCAAACACGCCAAGAGCCUCAAAGCUCUGGAUGGCCCAGAUUGUCAGAUUUUGCCGUGUGAACCAGCGACGAGGGAAACCCCAUCGCAGAUCCUCCCGUCACCCUGCUCGCAGCCCCCCAGCCACAACAGCACAUCAGCAGAACCCUCAGCCCCGAAGCCUACCUCAGAGGUGGUGAAGCCGAGCAGCAGCCCCACUGAAACUCUGAAAACGCCAGCAGAGACCUCCCUCUCGCCUUGCCUCAGGACAUCAGAGAAAGUUUCACAAAGGGACAGUGAGGUGGAGAUGCGACCAGAGGAGGAGACAGAAGAAGAGAAAGCUAGACGCCUCCUCUACUGCGCCCUCUGCAAGGUGGCCGUCAAUUCUGCAUCACAGCUCCAGGCCCACAACAGUGGUACAAAGCACAAAACAAUGCUGGAGGCCCGAAGUGGAGAAGGGGCCAUCAAGUCCUUCCCCAGAGCAGGAGUCAAGACCAAGUUCACUGCACCAUCUGAAUCAUCAACUGGCCUCCAGAACAAAACGUUUCACUGUGAGAUCUGCGACGUGCACAUCAACUCUGACACCCAGCUCAAACAGCAUAUAAGCAGCAGGAGACACAAGGACAGAGCAGCAGGUAAACCAGCCAAGCCGAAAUUCACCCCCUACGCUCCCGCGCAGCGCCACCAAAGUUUCCAGGCAAUUCGAGUGGCUCUGAGGAACAAGCAAGACCUGCCCAAACCUCUGGCCACGUGUCUCCUCCAGCAUCAACUUUCCGUGGCCGCCAGUGCCACCAUUGCGACUUUGCCCACCUUCCCUCUUCGAGCACCAUCAAAUUCAAGCCCCGCCUUGUUCCAGAGUCAGCCCCUCCCACCGGCCCUGCUGCGUCCAGCUCCUGGUCCCAUGUGUUCAACACACACCCCGGUUCUCUUUUCUCCAUAUUGACCAGC